Aspergillus sclerotioniger CBS 115572 is the source of this 2271-nucleotide messenger RNA. RefSeq lists its product as uncharacterized. Bases 1 to 2151 code for a protein of 716 amino acids. The record is from RefSeq and is a predicted model, not a curated record. NCBI's taxonomy places the organism in Eukaryota, Fungi, Ascomycota, Eurotiomycetes, Eurotiales, Aspergillaceae. The transcript has 4 exons.
AUGAGCUUGCGCUGGCGCAAGCAGACCCACUGGCCCCCUUCGCCAUGUGUGGAAGACGAAAUUGUGUCCCUCUCCCGUGAACUACACGGAAUGUCCCAGCUUGGAGAAAUGCCCGGACUCGAAGGGGUUUGCUCCCGAGGAGCCGUCGAUCAAUACCCACUGCUUGUGGACGUGCUUUCUUACUCCUCUUACUCAGAGACGACCGUCAUCUAUGAGGAUGUCCACCGUGACAGCGGCUCGGAUGACAAUGUAGGGCCGCCAACCCCGGUGGAUGAGAAACAGGACCCGAUGCUCUACAUCGUCGGGGAUGACCAAGCAGUCCCGUUGUCUGCUCCCUUUACAACUCGAGAGAAAUUCCAUGCCGCACCCAGCAAGCCAGCUGUGAAGUCGAUCCCUACCAUCCGAGGCCGUCCCAGAGCAGAUACCAGUACCCAGAGAGAUAGCCCCAAGAAGGAUACAGCCCAAAGUUCCCGGAAUGCCUCGAGAUCUUCUAGCCUACGCGCCCCUGCCGUCACUCAAAGCAAGUCGACUCCAUCCUUACCCAAGCGAUCAGGGAGCGUGAAGCAUGGCCGCUCCAUUGACGCCCUUGCCUCCUCCAAGUCCGGCUACCAGUCCGACUCGGCGACAGUCAAUCCCAAGAGCAAGCGUGAAACACCGGAUAAACCUGUCAUGCCCCCAACGGACAAGAAGGUUUCCACCGGACUUAGCGUGGCAGAAAGACUGGAAGAGAAGAUACGUCAGAGGCAGCUUCGCGCAUCCAAGGAUGGCUCCGAUGCCCAGAAGAGCGCUGGUCCGUCUGCUACCCAAUCCAGCGCCCCGGCUGGGCGUCCCACGGAGCCACCCGUGGCGCCUACAGAUACUGCAGCCCAUCGAACCGCUCCAGCAACCCGUCCCAGGUCCUCGUCGACGCCAAAGGAACCCCUCAAUGAGCCGCCUACUGACCGCCGCACGGACGCACAUGAGCCAUCCUCAUCCGCCGCAGCUCCGGCACCGCAACUCCCACCACGCCCGCUCUUGGCCAGGUCGGCCGCUCGAUCGGUCUCGAGCGACCGGGGACAGUCAUCCACCCAGCUGCCAGCUCGACGGGCCGUGUCUUUCCUCGAUGACGUGCCACAGAGGUCCUCGUCGCUCCCAAGGACUCCCGGGGAUGUUCCUGAACCUCCAUUGCUGCCACGACGACGGAGCUCAUCCCAGGACGCUGUCCGUCAGACAUCGCCCAAGCCGCAGUUCUUCCUCGCCCCUUGCCCCAGGUCGAUUCCCGUCGCCGGGUACCAGGACUGGCACACGGUCAAGGGCCUGCCCCAUUUGGAUAUUUGCCCAUCUUGUCUGAAGCAGAUGCGCAAGUCGGAGUUCCGCGAACUAUUCGUCCUGGGCAACCCCCGGCCUCGCGGAGAGAAGGUCCGCUGCUCGAUGAGCGAACCCUGGACGCGACUGGCAUGGAUGCAGACGCUCAAGAAGCAGCUGGACAGCCUCCAACUGCUCCACCAAAUCACGCGGCCCGCUCUCAGCAGCAGGCCGUGCCCGGGCCGUAUCAUCACCGACCAGCACUGGUACCGGAUCGUGGACCCGGAGACGAACUUGUACCUCCCGCAGUUCAACGUAUGCUCAGCCUGCCAUCGGGAGACAUUCAAGCGGAGCUCCACCAAGCAGGAACGGGCCUGCGACUUUGUAACGGACAGCCCGCGGUUCGUCCGGUACAUCGACUGUCUGGACAUGGCGGCGAACCGUGCCGACCAGGAGCAUGCCCUGCGGCCGGUUGUGACCGAGUUCCUCUCGUACGCGCGGCGCAAGGUGGUGCUGCGGGACUGUCGGCGGGACCGACCAAUCCUUAGCACAUGGCACUAUAUGCCGCAGCUGCCGGAACUCACAGUGUGCGAGGACUGCUACGACGAUCGCAAGCACCCCAUUGCGCGCAAGUUCUCGACAACGAUGCGGCUGCUCCCGGGCGACGGGCCAUCCCGGUGCCGGGAAGCGAGCUGCCAGCUGUACUCACCGCGCAUGCGGGCCAAGCUCCUGGAAGCGGUGCAGCAGAACGAUCUGACGUACCUGAAGCAGGUCGCGCUGCGGCGGCGCGACGCGGAGCAGCGUCGAGGGUACGACGUGGCGGCGGAGCUGCGACGCAACGUGGAGGAGUGGAAGCGCAGCGAGUAGGACUGGCCGGGGGCUACGGUGUAUUUGUUCUGUUUGAUUUGUAUCCUAUUAUGUACAUGGUCAGGAACCCGCCUGUAUGCUAUUAGUGUUAUGUUAUCAUGUACAUCAUUCAACCUACCU